Messenger RNA from Kluyveromyces lactis, 1059 nucleotides. RefSeq names its product Mak32p (gene MAK32). Lineage: Eukaryota; Fungi; Ascomycota; Saccharomycetes; Saccharomycetales; Saccharomycetaceae. The transcript has a single exon. The record is from RefSeq and is a predicted model, not a curated record. The coding region runs from base 1 to 1059 and encodes 352 amino acids.
AUGGGUCUUCUUACUACCAAUGGGAUGCUUAUCAUCGAUGAGAUCGAGACGGCGUCAUCGCACUAUUACGACGUACUAGGUGGAGGUGGGACGUAUGCCAUGUUAGGCGCAUCAAUAUGCUGUACUGACCUAUCUCUGCGCAAGGAACUGCUAUGGAUUGUUGAUCGUGGAAUGGAUUUCCCUAAGCAACUGACGGAGACUAUCGAAUCUUGGGACACGGGUUGUGUGUUUCGAGAUGACAAUGAAAGAUUAACUACAAGAGGUUAUAACGUAUAUGGUCCGAAUGAUUUUAGAUCAUUCAAAUAUCUAGCGCCAAAGAAAAGAAUAGAUGUUUCUGACUGGUGCGAGUCGUUCGGUGUCAAAGCAGUACAAAGAGUUUCAUGCUAUCAUUUGCUAUGUUCUGCUGAUAGAGUGGCCGAUAUUCUGGAUAAGCUUGCCGAAGAGUUGUCAUUUGAGGGAACUCUGAAAACAGGUCAAACGUUUAUAUGGGAACCAAUACCAGAUUUGUGUAACGUUGAGCACCUCGAAGGGAUUAAGAAGUUGCUCAACGGACCAUACCAUUUCAUCUUUUCGCCAAAUGCGGAAGAAGGCGCUAGGAUGCUGGGUGAAACAGAGCCAACUGAACUUUCGGAUUGCAGCACAAUAUUAUUGAAAUUAGCAGCAUUGAUUAAACCUGGUAACAUUUGUGUCCUCAGAUGUGGUAAAAAAGGGUCAUUGGCCUUAAUUUGCAAUAAAAAUCCAUCAAACGAUGACAUUAUCCAUUUCCCAGCAUACCAUUACAAGACUCCAGAAUGUGUCAUUGAUCCAACAGGAGGCGGAAAUACUUUCCUUGGAGCAUUUGCAUUCGCAUACGCCAUGUGUAAAGACAUUUCAAUUGCCAGUAUAUGUGGCAAUAUUGCUGCAGGUUGUGCCAUCGAACAGAUCGGUGUACCAUCUCACAAUGGAAUGCACUGGAAUAAAACGACUUUUGCAGAUAGAUUAUUAUAUUAUUUAUCCACUUAUGAACUGAAGCAGGGCCACAGUGAAAUAUUGAACUCUCUUCAACCAAUGAAAUAUUAA